Microthlaspi erraticum is the source of this 2289-nucleotide messenger RNA. The record is from the annotation of a GenBank genome assembly. NCBI's taxonomy places the organism in Eukaryota, Viridiplantae, Streptophyta, Magnoliopsida, Brassicales, Brassicaceae.
AUGGAGACUCCACCUGCGGAGGAGCUGCUGAAGAAGAUACUAGAGCUUGAGGAAAGUCAGGAGCAUCUAAAGCAGGAGAUGUCUAGGCUCAAGGUCUCGACGGAGCUCAGGCAGCGAUCGCAUUCGGUGUCCCCGCAUCGUCCGGCGAGGAGAAACAUCGGCGAGGGAGCUCCAGCGUGGAGGAAGAGCGGCGCCGCCUCGUUUCGUCACGCCUCGCCGUUGCGGAAGGAGAGCCGUCUCCAGGAUUCGAUGAAUUUGAGAGCUGGAGUUGGCGGCGCCGGACCAUCGGCCGGGAAGUUCUCGGAUAUACAGUAUUUGAAUAUUUUGCAGUCCAUGGCUCAAGCCGUUCAUGCCUUCGAUCUAAACAUGCGAAUAAUCUUUUGGAAUGCAAUGGCGGAGAAGCUUUAUGGUUACUCAGCUGCAGAGGCACUUGGGGAGAAUCCGAUCAAUGUGAUUGCAGAUGAUCGGGAUGCUGCCUUUGCGAUGAAUAUUGCUCGACGCUGUGUUCGUGGAGAGAGCUGGACUGGUGAGUUUCCUGUGAAGAGCAAAUCUGGGGAGAGAUUUGCAGCGGUCACUACGUGUUCCCCUUUCUAUGAUGAUGACGGUACUCUGAUUGGGAUCAUCUGUAUCACAAGUAACACGGCGCCGUAUCUGAACCCGAGAGAGUCUUUGGCUAAAUUAAAGUCCCAAGAAGGUCAAACGAGUUCUAUUUCUGGAAGGAAUAGUUUUGCCUCUAAGCUUGGUUUGGACUCUAAAGGAGCUGUUAUAUCGAAACUUGGCCUUGAUUCUGAUCAGCCUAUACAACUUGCUAUUGCAUCAAAGUUAUCUGAUAUGGCAUCCAAGGUGAGCAACAAGGUCAGGUCAAAAAUGCGAGCAGGUGAUAAUGGUGCUGUACUUUCUGAAGGUGGGAGUGGAGAUAGUCAUCAUUCAGAUCACAGGGACGAUGCAGCAUCAAGUGGUGCCAGCACACCAAGAGGGGAUUUUGUCCAAUCUCCUUUUGGUGUUUUCACAUGUCACGAUGAGAAGUUGCCUUCGAAACCUUACAAAGAUUCCGGUGAUGAGAAUGAUGGAAAGUCUGCAAUCUGUAAGGUUAUUACCUCAAAAGCAGAAGAAUGGAUGGUAAAGAAAGGUUUGUCAUGGCCAUGGAAAGGGAAUGAGCAGGAUGGUUCAAAAGGAAAGCCUACUCAUUCUGUAUGGCCUUGGGUACAUAAUGAGCAAGGGAAAGAUGAGUCUCACCAGAUUAAUCCCUCUUCUGUUGUUAAGUCUGAAACCCAUGCCUUUGAAGGUAAUAAGCCUAUCAAUAAUGAGGCUACUAGUUUGUGGUCUUCCUCUGUAAAUGCAAACAGCACCAGCAGCGCUAGUAGCUGUGGGAGUACCAGCAGCAGUGUUAUGAACAAGGUUGAUACUGAUAGCGAUAGCUUAGAAUAUGAAAUUUUAUGGGAUGAUUUGAUAAUUGGAGAACAGAUCGGACAAGGCUCAUGUGGAACUGUCUAUCACGGUCUCUGGUUUGGAUCGGAUGUAGCUGUAAAAGUUUUCUCCAAGCAAGAAUAUUCAGAAGAGGUCAUACAAUCCUUUAGACAAGAGGUAUUAUUGAUGAAAAGACUUAGACAUCCUAACGUCCUGUUGUUUAUGGGAGCUGUGACUUCACCUCAGCGUCUUUGUAUAGUGUCAGAGUUCCUUCCACGUGGGAGUCUCUUCCGUCUACUACAGAGGAGCACGUCAAAACUAGAUUGGAGGCGGCGUAUCCAUAUGGCCUUGGACAUUGCUCGCGGUAUGAAUUAUCUUCACUGUUGUAGUCCACCCAUCAUCCAUCGUGAUCUCAAGUCAUCAAAUCUGCUGGUAGACAGGAACUGGACCGUUAAGGUAGCUGACUUUGGUCUUUCGCGUAUCAAGCACGAGACAUACUUAACCAGCAAGUCCGGAAAGGGAACGCCUCAAUGGAUGGCGCCAGAAGUUCUUCGAAAUGAGUCUGCUGAUGAGAAGUCUGACAUUUACAGCUUUGGAGUAGUACUUUGGGAGCUUGCCACAGAGAAGAUCCCAUGGGAAACUCUCAACGCAAUGCAGGUGAUCGGAGCUGUGGGGUUCAUGAACCAGAGGUUGGAAAUUCCAAAAGACGUUGAUCCUCGCUGGAUCUCAAUAAUGGAGAGCUGUUGGCACAGUGAUACGACACUGAGACCCACAUUCCAAGAACUGAUGGAGAAACUAAGAGACCUGCAAAGAAAGUACACAAUACAGUUCCAAGCCACUCGUGCUGCUAUACUUGACAACUCUCUUCUAAAGGAUAACUAA